AGAUGAAGGGCAAGCUUGUUCUUCAGGAUGGUUCCUGCUUUGAGGGAACAUUGUUUGGGGCUGAAAAAAGCAUAGCUGGUGAAGUUGUCUUCCAGACUGGGAUGGUCGGCUACACGGAGUCCCUCACAGACCCAUCCUACUGCUCCCAGAUACUCAUCCUCACCUACCCUCUGAUCGGCAACUACGGCGUGCCGCCGCACGAGAACGACGAGUACGGAUUGAACCGCUGGUUUGAGUCGUGGCGCAUCUGGGCAUCCGGACUCGUUGUCGGCGCAAUACUCGCACUGGGCGGCGGCCAUCUACGGAAUCGACACAAGGGCUCUAACUAUAAGAAGAUACGUGAGCAUGGUACCAUGCUGGGAAAGAUUGUGGCAGAAGGCAACAUGCCUGAAUCUUUUCCAUUUCACGACCCUAACGUUAUAAAUCUAGUCAAAGGAGUCUCGAUCAAGGAACCAGUGGUCUACAACCAACAAGGAACUCCCAGUAUUGUCUGCGUUGACUGCGGACUCGGGUUUAAUCAGAUACGCUGCCUGGUCACACGCGGGGCGAAGGUGACAGUUGUGCCUUGGGAUCAUCCACUGAGAAGCAACGAAUAUGAUGGCCUUUUUUAUAAGCAAUGGCCCUGGAGAUCCGACCCAGUGUGUUACCACCAUUACCAAUCUACGGAAGUUGAUAGAAGAAGAGAAUUGCAAACCGGCAUUCGGUAUCUGUCUCGGUCACCAGUUGCUUUCAUUAGCAGCUGGUGCAAAAUCAUUUAAGAUGAGCUACGGCAAUCGCAGCCACAACCAACCGUGCACGCACCAUGGCACCGAGCGCUGCUGCAUCACCACGCAGAACCAUGGCUUUGC
This is a messenger RNA of Priapulus caudatus, 848 nucleotides long. Its product is annotated as CAD protein-like. Gene Ontology annotation, cellular component: cytoplasm; carbamoyl-phosphate synthase complex. Bases 3 to 758 code for a protein of 251 amino acids. Lineage: Eukaryota; Metazoa; Priapulida; Priapulimorpha; Priapulimorphida; Priapulidae. Gene Ontology annotation, biological process: L-arginine biosynthetic process. The record is from RefSeq and is a predicted model, not a curated record. The transcript is spliced from 6 exons.